AUGGUAGGGGGAUGGGCCGCUCCCAAGGAUGGAACCGUGAGGCUGGACCCCGGAGUGCAGCAGCAGCCGCUGCCCAACCCCUUCCAGCCAGGCCAGGAGCAGCUUCGGCUUCUGCGGAACUACCUCCAGGGACUGGAGAAGAUGGAGAAGGAGCCAGAACACAUGACCCGGGAGCAGGUUCUCCUCUACCUCUUUGCCCUCCACGACUAUGACCAGAGUGGACAGUUGGAUGGCCUGGAGUUGUUGUCCAUGCUGACCGAAGCUCUGGCACCUGGAGCUGCUGAUUUUCCGAUCGCAAACCCGGUGAUCCUGGUAGUGGACGAGGUGCUUGAGAUGCAGGACCUGAAUGGGGACGGACUAAUGACCCCUGCAGAGCUCAUCAACUUCCCAGGAGAGGCCCCUCGGCACAUGGAGCCCAGAGAGCCCCUGGAGCCACAAGAUGUUGGGAGGCAGUCCCUGUUAGCUAAAAGCCCAUCAAGGCAAGAGCUGCAGGAAGCCCUGGAUCCCAGAGAAGAUGGGGGAGGGGUGGAGGCCAAAAGGGAGUCCUCGGAGCCUGUACAGGAGGCUGGAGGACAGGCGGAGGCUGAAAGAGAAGCCCCAGGUCCCGGAGCAGAGGCUGGAGGACAGGUAGAGGCCAGGGACCUUGGAAAGGAAGCAGAGGAGCUUCCAGGGGAAACACUGGAGUCUAGGAACACCCCAAAUGAGGUUGAAGGUCACGUUAUUCAGCUGGAGAAUGAUGAGAUAUGAACCUUGACAACAGAGAUUCGCACCCCUAGAAGUCUCAGUACCAGAACACAAGCCCCAAAGAGUAGGGGUGGGAAUGUUGGGACGAGGACCACCUCUUUGUCCGCUUCCUGGCCCCAAUAGUAGGGGCAGGUCUUUCUGUGCAGCUCAGGUAGACCCUAAGUUGAGGGGGCAGCUUUAGGGCCCAGACAACCAAUAAAGAACCGAAUGAACUCA
Messenger RNA from Canis lupus familiaris (dog), 960 nucleotides. RefSeq names its product cell growth regulator with EF-hand domain 1 (gene CGREF1). Lineage: Eukaryota; Metazoa; Chordata; Mammalia; Carnivora; Canidae. Gene Ontology annotation, molecular function: calcium ion binding. The record is from RefSeq and is a predicted model, not a curated record.